Neurospora tetraspora is the source of this 863-nucleotide messenger RNA. RefSeq lists its product as uncharacterized. The record is from RefSeq and is a predicted model, not a curated record. NCBI's taxonomy places the organism in Eukaryota, Fungi, Ascomycota, Sordariomycetes, Sordariales, Sordariaceae. Bases 54 to 788 code for a protein of 244 amino acids. The transcript has a single exon.
AUUAGAAAUUACAACCAUCGUCACACCGGAGAAGACGAAUCACGACAUGAACCAUGGCUACGACUUUCCACCUGUUCUCUUUCCUCCCUUGGGAGCUGCGUGCUCGCAUUUGGGAACUGACGGUUGAGCCUCGGACAGUCGACGUCCACGCCAAGAGGUACCUCAUCAAUGAAGGGGAUCGGCAAGCAUACGCGCGGCUGGUCUCAACCACGCCCGUGCCAGCAACACUACAAACUUGCCGCGAGUCGCGCAAUCUCGGACUGUACCAAAGGGCCCUUUCUGAGGUUGAAGUUGUCCCAGAGGGCGGCGAGAGGCGUUACGUCUGGCUGAACUUUGACUUUGACAUUAUCGACUAUGGGCGGGAUGACCUCUACAACUACCGUUGGGCUGCGCAGCCUGUCAAGCGGCUCAAAUAUAGGGCUCGAGGGUUUCACGACUGCGAUGUUCAUUCAUUCAACUUCUUUGAGAACCUGAUAGAGGCUCACAUAGAUUGCUUCGACGAAGAAGGCCUGGAAGAAUGGUAUUGCACCUUUGCACCCUUCGUGCUCAGCUGCGAUCGCAGAAACAUUCACUUGAUCCAGUCGGAGAAUAAUCGCACAAUCACCGCACAGGAAUUGUGUGAAGAAUACGAACGUCAGCGGCAGCUUGAAGAACAGGCAUGGGCAGAGGCUGCAAGUGCUGAUCCGAUUCCUGUUUCUGAGAUGUUUGCCGGACUUGACAUUGACUCAAUGAUGCCCACGCUCCUGCGAAUUGCCGAGAUUGCUCGGAACAUGGAAGACAACAAUUGAGAAAGGACAACUGAGUGGGAGGAUUUCUGCCCGGGCUUCACAGCGUGUAGACGGGAAGGUCAAGGAGCUAGGGGC